CUCCCUCCCUGUCAUGCUCUCGCAGCGUUUCCCUCCCCGCUCACUCGUGGAACCACAGAGGCAGGAGUCGCUCUGGCAGGACAGCACCGAGCUUAGCGCAGGGUUUGUUUGCGGGGUUUUUUUUUGACGAGGAUGUGCUUUUGAAGCUGACUGGAGUUGUUUGGUGCAGUUUCCUCGCUCGCUGCCGUGCUGUUUUUGUUCUGAGAAUGAAGAAGUGAAUCAUCUAUGACUGCAGUCAUGGCUGUCCAGACUGGCAUCCAGGUAUGGUUCGGCGAGAAAUUCGAUGCCCCGUUGCUGAGCCCCAGGAGCCCUCGCAGCCCAUUAGCACAGCGACACGGCCCCGGCCUCGCAGAUGUCUUCCAGUAUGACCAGUGGCUGGCAGUGCGACAUGAGGCCACCCUGGUGCCCAUGCAGGAGGAUCUGGCCAUCUGGCUCACUGGCAUGCUGGGAGAAGACGUGAGAGCAGAGUUUUUCAUGGAGGAGCUGAAUAACGGCGUGAAGCUCUGCCAGCUAAUUGGUGUGCUGCAGACUAAGAUCGCCCAGAGCUGCCCCACCGCAGUGUGCAAGCUGUUCCCCACGAGGAAGGUUGCGUGCAAGCGGGAUGCCUCCCCAGGUUCCUUCUUCGCUCGCGACAACACUGCCAACUUCCUGGCCUGGUGUCGCCACAUUGGUGUGGAGGAGACCUAUCUGUUUGAGUCCGAGGGCCUCGUGCUGCACAAAGAGCCUCGGCAGGUUUGUCUCUGUCUGCUGGAGAUCGGCCGCAUCGUCUCAAAGUACGGUGUGGAGCCUCCUGUGCUGGUGAAGCUGGAGAAGGAGAUCGAGUUGGAGGAGACCCUGCUGAUGACUGAGGAGCCGCCUCCAGCCGUCAAAACAUUCAGUGUGUGCUGUCAGCACGGCGGCCUCUACCAGCCCGGGGAGCAUGGCAUGGACGACCCGCCCUGCAACUGCUCCAACAGGGUCUCCAUUGAGUACCUGUCUGAGGGACGCUACAGACUGGGAGACAAGACCCUCUUUAUUCGGAUGCUUCAUGGUAAACACGUGAUGGUGCGUGUCGGCGGCGGCUGGGACACGCUGCGUGGUUUCCUCAUGAAGUACGACCCUCUGCGAGUGCUGCAGUUCACCACUCUGGAGCAGAAGAUCCUGGCCUUUCAGAAAGGCCCGCCCGGCCUGGGUGGUCACCAUGGCAACGCAGCUCCGCCCCCUCCUCCUGACAUGGACCCCCUCGCCGCAGUCAACAACCUUAUGUCAACCUCCUCUGCCUCCUCUUCCUCCUCCACCUCGUCGUCUUCCUCGUCCUCCGGCCUGGCCUGUAAGCCGGCGUCUGUGACCGCUGCAGGCCAGACAUGUCGGUCCUAUGCCGCCUCCCCGGCCUGCACGCCCACGUUACCCCGAAAAGGUUCUGCCACGGCGCUCAAGAAGAACCUCCAACUGACACCGUCUUCACCCAGGAAGCCCACCCAGCUGCCCCUGCCCGUUUCCACCAAAGGUUCCUCCUCUCUGCCCUCCACGCCUGUGGGAAGCUCCUCCAAACAGUCUCCCAGCUUAGGGUGUCAGGGUGUACACGUCAGUCGCAGAGCUGUGACUCCAUCCUCAUCUCCAUCAGCUGCCCCUGCAGAUCCAAGCUCCGCCUCCAAACUGAGGCUCAGACCGUCCCCACGCGGCCCCACCUCUCAGCCCAGAAGCCCCGUCUGCCCCGAGCCGUCUUCCAAAUGCCCCAAACCCUCCAGCCCCUGCACCUCCCCCACCGCCGCCUCAGUGCCUCGCCCCAUCACUGCACCAGCACGGGCACCCACCCCUAAAGAUGCCCGGCCCCCAACGGGCGCCGGCCAGCGCUCUCGCCUUGCACAACGCCGCCCCGGCUCCCCAGCCUCGCGCCUUCGUCUAGAGGCGGCCAGGCGGGUCCGGACGGCCGCAAAAGCUGCGGUGACGCCGACGCCAAAAGCAGUGACGGCAACUCCACAAACCCGGACCCCCACCUCUGUCUCCACCCCCACCUCACGGACUGCCUCCCCGGUGCUGCCAAAACCCGCCUGCUCCCAGCAGAAGAGCAGAGAAGUCACAGCCAAAGCCAAAGGGCCUCCCCCGACCAAGGCAGCUUCUACUGCUGUCCCUCCACGUGGUACUGUUGCCGUCCCUGGGCGGGUCCCGGGGGGCAACACAGGCCCUUCCCCCGCCAGCAAAACCAAUCAGAAAACACCAGUCACAGCACAGAGGGUGGUGCGAAAGCCAGCAGCCACCACUAACCACAUCAACGGGAAGUCAACCCUAAAACCUGAACCAGCUCCAGGACAAGUCCUUGCCCCUCUCAAGACCGGCCCCAACGUCCGAGCCGUGAAGACCGAGCCCGGCGUUGGCAAGAAGGUCCCACAGUGCAAGGGCAAAAACGGGGACCCUUAUUUUGAAAUGAACAGUCGGAGGAGGCAGAAGACGUAACGUGGGGACGCUCUCUGAGGACUUCACCAGAGCCAGCAGGCUGGUCACACAAAGCUUCUUACAAACCAGCACUUCUUGGAGCUGCGUCUCCUCAAACAGACGAAUCCCGUCACUAACCCGCAAACCGCUUCUCACGUUUGACCGUUUGUGUCUUCAGAUGUAUUUUUGUUUGUCUGUUUUUUUUGUAUGUUAUUUAAUAGACUUUUUCAUUUUCUUUUUUUUUUAAUCCAAAAGGGUCAAAGGUGUUUUGUGUGUCGUGUCUUCGUGGUGAUUUAACGGUCAGCUCCAUGUACAGUACAUGGUCAACACUAAAACUUGCACAAUGUUUACACGUUCACCUUCGUUACGCGUACAGCCGUUACAGAUCAUGUCGACAGACUUUUUAAAGAAAGUAUAGAUUUUAUUAGAGAAUCAUGGUCAAACACUAACCUCAUACAUUACAGGACACAGCCAUGAUUUAGUCAAAUGCACUUCUUGUUUGUACUCAUGGUGAAGCAGCGUCCAAGUUCCCUCUGACAGGUUACCAAAGUUGUGAAAUAUCUGGAGUUCAGUGACACAACUGGAACACAAAUGAUGUUUUCGGAUGAAUUCACCUCCCCGGUGAGAACGUUCUUUCCACUGGUGGAUGGUCAGAUGUGGUUUUUGUAUAAAUGAUAUCUAGGUGGAAGGUUUGCGUAGACGGCGCCUAACAAAGUGCCAUCGGGAGCAAACCUUCCUGUUGCGUGCCUUCGUCAGAAAUCUCUCGUUUCUGAGUGGCAUUAGAAUGUAUUAGAUGAUCGGGGGGUGGCAGGGGGGUUUAAUGGUUUUUACUGAUGAAAAUUGCACAGUGUGUACGAGCACUCAUGACUCCGGUUUCUCUGAGGAAAGCCAGAGUCGUAGAUGAACUACUGAUCAAACGCCUCUUUUUCUUUUAGAACAGGAAACACUCGAGGCCGUCCGGAGGCCCAAAUCAUUUUAGAGCAGAAUCUACUUGGUAUAGACUUUGUUUUUAUGUUUCUAAUGUUAAUGUGUGUCUUAAAAAAUCUAGUUUUAUAUGUGGUGUUUGUGUAUGUGAGUGCGUGUGUAUACAGUAUAUAUUAUCAGUGAGGCUUUUUUCUUUGGCACUUUACAGAAAGCGUUGGUUGUGUUUGUCACAAUUUGAAUGUUGAUUCUGUCUCGUUUUUUUUUUUGUCAAUUUGGUUUAAUAAAUGGACAAGUGUUUUAAAGCUUA
Larimichthys crocea (large yellow croaker) is the source of this 3643-nucleotide messenger RNA. RefSeq names its product growth arrest-specific 2 like 3 (gene gas2l3). The coding region runs from base 226 to 2433 and encodes 735 amino acids. Gene Ontology annotation, cellular component: actin filament. The record is from RefSeq and is a predicted model, not a curated record. The transcript has 9 exons. Gene Ontology annotation, molecular function: cytoskeletal adaptor activity; actin filament binding; microtubule binding. Gene Ontology annotation, biological process: actin crosslink formation. NCBI's taxonomy places the organism in Eukaryota, Metazoa, Chordata, Actinopteri, Sciaenidae.